This is a messenger RNA of Cornus florida, 1602 nucleotides long. RefSeq names its product putative pectate lyase 2. The transcript is spliced from 4 exons. The record is from RefSeq and is a predicted model, not a curated record. The coding region runs from base 1 to 1203 and encodes 400 amino acids. Gene Ontology annotation, molecular function: pectate lyase activity. NCBI's taxonomy places the organism in Eukaryota, Viridiplantae, Streptophyta, Magnoliopsida, Cornales, Cornaceae.
AUGGCAUACGCAACCUCUCUUCUAUUGUUUUCUUUGGUUCUAGCCAUUUAUACUUCAACAUUGCAAGCUCACCCGCUAGACUACAAGCCCAAAAAAACAAAGAAAACCAUUCCAACUCAUCUUCCAACAUAUACUCAGCCCCAGAAGAAGAUCACCAUGAACAUUAUAGACUCUUGCUGGAGAUCAAACCAGAAUUGGGCUUCCGACCGCGAAGCAUUAGCCGACUGCGCGAUAGGGUUUGGCAAAGGUGCAGUGGGAGGGAGGUAUGGCAAAGUAUAUGUGGUCACUGACUCCACUGAUGAUCCAGUAGAUCCCAAACCAGGCACACUUAGGUAUGGUGCAAUACAAUCAGAACCACUUUGGAUAAUUUUCGAGAAUGACAUGGUUCUUAAGCUCGGGAAUGAGCUCAUGGUGAAUAGUUUCAAGACCAUUGAUGGGAGAGGAGUCAAAGUUGAGAUAGCAAAUGGACCAUGCAUUACUUUGGAAGGUGUGAGCCAUGUCAUUAUACAUGGGAUUAGCAUUCAUGACUGCAAGCCAGGGAAAGCAGGCCUUGUUCGAAGCAGUCCGGAGCACGUUGGUCACAGGCUUGGCGCGGAUGGAGAUGGCAUCAGUGUGUUUGCAUCUUCAAAUAUUUGGAUUGAUCAUUGCUUUCUUGCUCGCUGCACCGAUGGCCUCAUUGACAUCAUCCAUGCCUCCACUGCCAUCACUGUUUCCAACAAUUACUUCACCCAACAUGACAAGGUGAUGCUGCUUGGACAUCAAGAUGGCUAUACUGCAGAUAAAAUAAUGAAAGUGACGGUGGUUUUUAACCGCUUUGGCGCUGGUCUAGUUCAGAGGAUGCCAAGGGUUAGGUAUGGUUAUGCUCAUGUCGCAAACAAUAGGUACGAUGAGUGGCUAAUGUAUGCCAUUGGCGGGAGUGCUGAUCCAACUAUAUUGAGUGAAGGAAACUACUUCAUGGCUUCAGACAAUCCUGAUGCCAAACAGGUUACAAAGAGAGAGAGUGAUGAGGAAUGGAAGGAUUGGAAAUGGAGGUCUUCGAAGGAUGUAUUUGGGAAUGGAGCUUAUUUUGUUCAAUCUGGAUGGGGAAGCUGUGCUCCACUUUACUCAAAAUCUCAAUUGUUCAUGGUUGCUCAGGGAUCUUUAGUUCCCACUUUGACUUCUGAUGCUGGUCCUCUUCAAUGUGUUUCUACCAAACCAUGUUGAUUCAUCUAAUAUUUGAUCUAUUCUUCUUUUGUAUGUUUUUUUUUCCCCGUCUUUUUCAAUUUGAGGGUUUAAUUUGGUUAGGCUGUGCUUUUUUUUUCCAAAGCAUGCUACUAAAUGUUUUCAUAUUUUCCGUUAUGUAUCUUCUUCUUUUUUAUCUUCAGCUUUCAUCUUAAGAAUAUAUUUAGAAAAUGAGAAGUGGAUUCCACAUGAUGGGUUUGAUUCGUGGGAAGUCCUUCAAGAGAGGGCUUUUAAAAUUGUUUUUUUUUUUUAAUAUAUUUAUUUAAAUUAGAAAAAGAGAGUUCGCCAAAUGGAUAUUGAAACUUAUAUACCAUAUAUACAAAUUAUUAUUAUUUUUAAGUGAAAGUAUUGGUAAAUUUAAGAUUCUUUUUUAAGAAGAUA